This is a messenger RNA of Diaporthe amygdali, 1410 nucleotides long. RefSeq names its product mfs ral substrate transporter. Gene Ontology annotation, biological process: transmembrane transport. Gene Ontology annotation, molecular function: transmembrane transporter activity. The record is from RefSeq and is a predicted model, not a curated record. The transcript has 4 exons. Bases 1 to 1410 code for a protein of 469 amino acids. Lineage: Eukaryota; Fungi; Ascomycota; Sordariomycetes; Diaporthales; Diaporthaceae.
AUGUUCUCCAAAUCAUUCUGGAAGGGCCGCUCCCUGCGGACCUCGGAUAAGAAGAGGACCAAGGCCGCCGAGUUGACCCUGAAGGAAUCCCUCUUCCCAAUCUGCCUCGUCACCAUCCUCUUCUUCCUCUGGGGCUUCUCCUACGGUCUGCUGGACACUUUGAACAAGCACUUCCAGAACACUCUCAACAUCAGCAAGGCUCGUUCAUCCGGUCUCCAGGCCGCCUACUUUGGCGCGUACCCCUUGGCUUCUCUUGGACACGCCGCCUGGAUUCUGCGACACUACAGCUAUCGAGCCGUCUUCAUCUGGGGCCUGUUCCUGUACGGACUUGGCGCCCUACUCGCCAUUCCUGCCAUCUUGCACCGCUCCUUCGCCGGCUUCUGCAUCUGUAUUUUCAUCAUUGGCAACGGGCUGGGGUCGCUCGAGACAGCUGCCAACCCUUAUAUUACCGUAUGCGGCCCGCCCAAAUAUUCUGAAAUCCGAAUCAACAUCUCUCAGGCCUUCAACGGUAUCGGCACCGUUGUUGCUCCUGUCCUGGGAUCAUAUGUCUUCUUCAACUUCGACGACGUCAAGGCGCUUCAAAACGUGCAAUGGGUCUACCUCUCCAUCGCAGUCUUCGUGUUCAUUCUCGCCUUCGUCUUCUUCGUAUCCGAUAUCCCAGAGAUCACAGAUGCCGAUAUGGCUUUCCAAGCCGAGGAGUCCCGGGCCUCGGCUGACAGCGACAAGCCCUUCAUAAAGCAAUACCGGCUCUUCCAUGCUUCAUUCGCCCAAUUCUGCUACACCGGAGCCCAGAUCGCCAUUGCGAGUUACUUCAUCAACUACGUGACCGAAUCUCGCACCAACACCGACUCUGCUCUCGGCUCGCAGUUUCUGGCCGGCGCCCAGGGUGCUUUCGCGAUUGGCCGUUUCGCAGGCGUGGGUUUGAUGCACUUUGUCAAGCCACGCAUUGUUUUCGGAAUCUUCCUGACGAUGUGUAUCAUCUUCGUCGCGCCCUCCAUCACUCAUGGCCAGAACACGGGCAUGUCGAUGCUAUACGUCACGCUAUUUUUCGAGUCCAUCUGUUUCCCGACCAUUAUGGCACUCGGCAUGCGCGGGCUGGGCCGGCACACGAAGCGCGGCUCCGGUUUCAUCGUGGCCGGUGUCUUUGGCGGCGCCGUCGUUCCUCCGCUGACUGGCGCCGUGGCCGACAUGCACAACACGUCCAUCGCGAUGGUGGUUCCCAUGGCGUUCUUUAUCGCUGCGUGGACGUACGCUCUUGCAGUCAACUUCGCGCCCAAGUACCGCGACACGGCGGACGCUUUCACCGAGACGGAAAUAGGCCUGCAUGGACACCAUGAGGGUGUCGCCGAGGACGGGAGUCUGGGGGCUGAUGAGGAGAAAGCUGUUGUUACGGAUCAGAAGGAGAUCUGA